This is a messenger RNA of Cooperia oncophora, 492 nucleotides long. NCBI's taxonomy places the organism in Eukaryota, Metazoa, Nematoda, Chromadorea, Rhabditida, Trichostrongylidae. The record is from the annotation of a GenBank genome assembly.
AUGAAUGAAUUUGCUUAUCAUCCGUGUGGGAAAUAUCUGUUCGUCGCAACGGGCCAAGGCAGAGUGGAGAUUUUCAAGAUGCCUGAGUUGGACUUAGUUCGUACAGUAACAGCUCAUUCGGGUCAAUCAAAUUGCGUAGCACUAGCAGUAUCACCAGAUGGACAACGCGUGGCUGUCGGAGCAUCUGACGCUUUGUGUUCUAUAUGGAGCAUAGAAGAAAUGAUCUGUGAACGAAAUCUUGGAAGGUUGGACUACCCUGUGAGAGCGGUGGCGUUUAGUAGUGACAGCCAGUUGCUAGCGACUGGAAGUGAAGAUCACUCCAUAGAUAUUGCUUAUGUGAAUGACGGAUCAAGAGUGCACGAGAUUCGAUUAGAUGGGGAAGUUUACUCGUUAGCAUGGCAUCCACAGCAACUGAUGCUGGCACUUGCAUCGUCGAGCGAUCCACGAGAACGUGACAGUUUUGGUGUACGAUUGUUCGGCUAUACUAGCUGA